AUGUGUGUGCGCAACUCCAAGCCUUGUGGAGGCACAAAAUUCCAGUAUGUAGAGAAUACUAUUGUAUGCCAUGAUUAUCAGGAGAUAAAAAUUCAAGAAAGUACACAGGUGCUAGGUGUUGGGGCAAUUCCUCGUUCAAUUCUUGUCAUCUUAAAGGAUGACCUCGUGGAUGUUGUUAAAGCUGGAGGGUCAUGUGAUGAAUUCAUGAAUGCUAUAUAUGAUUUUGGUUAUGGAGGAUAUGAUUCUCUUUUGCUUGCAGAUGAUGUUAUUGUCACUGGUGUCAUAACAGCAAAAUGGGCUUCAGAGUUGAAGGAUGUGCGUUGUGACCUUGAUCCUGUAUUAAUUGCCAACAAUGUAAGGAGAGUCAAUGAACUGAAGUCAGAAAUUGAUAUUUCUGAUGAUAUUGUUAUGAAAUUCAAGCAGUUUUGGGCUAACUUCAAAGAUUCACCUCUAAAAGGUGGUAUUUUGAUGCACACCUCUGAAAUUGGACUGCACAAUGCAGCGUUAUUCAUCACGUAUAAUUGCUGGUCGAACCCUGUCCAGACUCCUUACGUUCCAAAUUUGGUUAAUGACAGAAGGAAUGCUAUUCUACGAGGAAUUUGCCCGCAAGUAUUUGGCCUUUUCACUGUUAAGCUGGCUGGUAAAUACGUUCACCUUGCAUUAACUGUUAUUGGAGGUGUGCAACAUGUCGAUGCUUCUGGAACUAGGGUAAGAGGGGAGUCCCACUUACUCUUGGUUGGUGAUCCAGGCACUGGAAAAUCUCAGUUUCUGAAAUUUGCUGCAAAAUUGAGCAACCGAUCUGUUAUUACCACUGGAUUGGGAAGCACCAGUGCAGGAUUGACUGUUACUGCAGUGAAGGAUGGAGGCAUCUUGAAUUCACCACUUGCUAUUAAAGCUAUUUAUAAUCAUGUUCUAGUUGCACAGGAAGUCCUAGAUUUUGUUGAUCAUUGGGAAUGGAUGUUGGAAGCUGGGGCUCUUGUUUUGGCAGAUGGAGGAUUGUGUUGCAUAGAUGAAUUUGACAGAAGAGCUGGACUAGAUCUAAAUUUAAUUGAUUUGACAUUUCCAACACCUGAAAGGUUUGACACCCUUAAGUUGGGUGAUGAAGUUUCACUACAUGUUUUCAUGAAACUUGAAAGUCCUGAUUUAAUGGAAAUUCUGGCAGGACUGGAGCAUGAUAGAGCAACAAUACAUGAAGCCAUGGAGCAGCAGACAAUUAGUGUUGCCAAGGCUGGUCUUGUGACAACACUCAGCACUAGAACAACUGUGUUUGGUGCUACAAAUCCCAAGGGACAGUAUGAUCCUGAUCAACGUAUCACUUACGGCAUUGAGUUCUUUCCUCUUGCUUCUAGCUUAUGUCUGAAGAAGUUUACUCUUGCUUCAGUUCAAUACUUGUUCGAUAUUGUCCUUGUUCUAUUGGAUACAAAAAAUCCUGAUUGGGAUGCAGUAGUUUCAUCUCAUAUUCUUUCUGAGGAAGAAGCGGAUAGAACCACUAAUGACAAAGAUCUGGUUAAUAGCUGGCCACUUCCUACACUCAAGAGGUACAUACACUAUGUGAAAGAUCAUUUCAGACCAGUCCUAACGAGAGAGGCUGAAGAAGUUAUAUCCAGCUAUUAUCAACUUCAAAGGAAAUCUGCAAAUCAUAAUGCAGCUAGAACAACUGUCCGCAUGUUGGAAAGUUUGAUACGCCUAGCACAAGCCCAUGCAAGGCUGAUGUUCAGAAAUGAGGUGACUCGACUAGAUGCCAUAACGGCUAUUUUAUGCAUAGAAUCCUCCAUGACUACCUCAGCUAUCGUGGAUUGCAUUGGGAAUGCUCUGCAUUCCAAUUUUACUGACAACCCUGAUGAGGAAUUUUGGUUGAACAGUUCUAUGCUUGAAGGACAAAGGUUCGGGUCACAAGCUAGGGAAUUAUCCAAUUUUCUUCCUGAUGUAUAUGGUUCUGAAUAUGUUAAAGAGGAAACGUUGUUGAAUUGUCGAAAAGCAGGGAAAAAAAGGGAAGAGUCUGCGACGCUGUUUCAAUUGUGGUCGUUUCGGUGCCCUAUCUCAUCUUUAUACAGGGGCGAAUCCAGGAGGUACAACAAUAAAACAAGGGGACGCCAUCAUUUGACGACGCAGAAGAAGCAGGAAAUUAAGGAAGCCUUUGAAUUAUUUGAUACUGAUGGCUCAGGUACUAUUGAUGCCAAGGAGCUGAACGUUGCCAUGAGGGCCCUUGGAUUUGAGAUGACUGAGGAGCAAAUUAAACAAAUGAUAGCAGAUGUCGACAAGGAUGGAAGUGGAGCAAUUGAUUAUGAGGAAUUUGAGUACAUGAUGACAGCCAAAAUUGGAGAAAGGGACACUAAGGAGGAGCUCAUGAAAGCUUUCCAUAUUAUUGAUCAUGAUAACAAUGGAAAGAUAUCUGCAUCAGACAUCAAGCGCAUUGCAAAAGAGCUAGGUCAAAAUUUCACUGAUAGAGAGAUUCAGGAGAUGGUUAAUGAAGCAGACCAAGAUAAUGAUCGAGAGGUUAGUCCAGAGGAAUUCAUCAAGAUGAUGAACAGAACACGCUACCAUCACUAG
Messenger RNA from Sphenostylis stenocarpa, 2550 nucleotides. The record is from the annotation of a GenBank genome assembly. Lineage: Eukaryota; Viridiplantae; Streptophyta; Magnoliopsida; Fabales; Fabaceae.